AACUGCGCCUUGUGCAUUUCCCGGCAUAACCCGGCCUUAGACUCUUUCGGAUCGCCUUCAUCAAGCUCCCAAUUCACAGUCAGAAUUUAGCGACUGCGGGUCAGUUGCUGGUGGGAAAAUGAAGAAAUCUCAAUUGCCACUACAAAAUGUAUGUGGACCUGAGAAGCAGGUAGUUAAGAAGGAAGCUUUGGUGAAGCUUUUGAGAUGGCAUUUCGGGCAUCCCAACUUCCAAGGGAAGCAAUUGGAAGCUAUUGAAGCUGUUUUAUCAGGAAGGGAUUGCUUUUGCCUAAUGCCCACUGGUGGGGGAAAAUCGAUGUGUUACCAGAUUCCCGCUCUUGCAAAACCCGGGAUUGUACUUGUCGUCAGCCCUUUAAUAGGGAAAUGACUGGCUUAAUUUCGUCUAUCGUUUGUUUCAGCUCUCAUGGAGAAUCAAGUCUCUGCACUGAAAAGUAAAGGUAUUCCAGCCGAGUUUCUCUCAUCAAGCCAGCCUUCACAAGUAAGAAAUAAGAUAUAUGAGGACCUCGAAUCUGUGAAGCCGUCUCUGAGGUUAUUGUAUGUUACACCAGAAUUAAUUGAUACAGCUGGAUUCAAGUCGAGAGUAACAAAGAUCCACUCAAGAGGAUUACUAAACCUUAUAGCUAUUGACGAGGCCCAUUGCAUCUCUUCAUGGGGGCAUGACUUUAGGCCUAGUUACCGGAAGCUUUCUUCCUUGAGGAGCCACCUACCGAACAUACCAGUAUUGGCUUUGACAGCAACGGCUGCUCCAAAAGUUCAGAAUGAUAUCAUUGGAUCGUUGUCAUUACAGAGCCCUGUAGUCCUCAAAUCAUCUUUCAACCGCCCAAAUAUCUAUUAUGAGGUUCGAUAUAAAGAUCUUCUGGAUGAUCCAUAUGCUGAUGUAUGUAACCUGCUGAAAUCUUAUGGAAAUGUUUGUGCAAUUGUUUACUGCCUCGAACGUACAGCUUGUGAUGAUCUUGCUUCCCAUCUGACAACAUAUGGCAUUUCCUGUGCUGCAUAUCAUGCUGGAUUAAAUAGUAAAAUGAGAAGCUCUGUCUUGGAUGCUUGGAUUUCCUCCAAAACACAAGUAGUUGUGGCAACAGUGGCCUUUGGGAUGGGCAUAGAUCGAAAAGAUGUCAGAGUUGUCUUCCACUUCAAUGUCCCAAAGUCAAUGGAAGCUUUCUAUCAGGAGUCGGGUAGAGCGGGUCGUGAUCAAUUGCCUUCAAGAAGUGUUGUUUAUUACGGAAUGGACGAUCGUCGGAAAAUGGAAUUUAUUUUGAGAAGUAGUGAAAGGAAGAAAGAGUCUUCAAGUUUACAAGAUGGAUCCUCAAAGAAGGCCCUUGAUAACUUCAGCCAGAUAGUGAAGUAUUGUGAAGAAUCUGGAUGUCGCCGAAAAAAGAUCCUUGAGAGCUUCGGGGAGAUGGUAUCUGCAUCUUUAUGUGGAAAAUCAUGUGAUGCUUGCAAACAUCCUAAUCUAGUUGCUAAAAACUUGGAAGAGCUCAAAGCUGCUGCCACCUUUCGCCAACGAACUGGAUCUUCAGGGAUAUUUAUUACCAGCUCAUCAAACCUCAAUGAUGGAGACUACUCUGAAUUCUGGAAUCGUGAGGAUGAUGCAAGCGGGUCAGAAGAAGAUAUAUCUGAUUCAGACGAAGCUCUUGAUGCUGCAAAGAAUGUAACUUCUUCGCGGGUAUCAACAAAGCUAAGAAUCCAAGACAAAAUUGAAUUGCUGCAGCGAGCAGAAGAGAAUUAUUAUCAGAACAACAAUCCUGAGAAGCAGGUAAAUAAACAUGACAAAAAUGCAGUAUCCGAAACAUUAAGAGAGACGGGCAAACAAAGAUUGUUAGGAGCUUUAAAACAAAACGGAGAGCGGUUCUCUGGUAUGAGAUUGAGCUUUGAAGAAGCUGCAUUGAUUCUUGAAAACCAAUGUUACAGCAAGUAUUGUAAAAGCGGGAAGUCUUAUUACUUGUCACAAAUGGCAAGCACAGUGAGGUGGAUUUCAAAAGCAGAGCUCACAGAAUUAACAAAUAAGCUUGGAUGCGACAUGGUACCUUCUUCUUCUUCAUCGGAAGCGGACCCGCCACCAAAAACUCCCUCUGUCGGUUUCCCAUCAGCUAAUGAGAAAACCAGUCAGAGUGUUGUUUCAGAAACAGUAAAAGAAGCUGAAGACGUCUGUCUAGCUGCUGCUGCUGCUGCAUUGCCACAGAUCCCAUCUUUCUCGGAGUAUAUUAACAACAGAAAUGUGAAGAGUCAGCAGGAUCACAACUCAAACAAGCGUUCGCCUGAUUUGGCUGGCAAGGAUAUACUCAAGAAAAUGCGAUCCUAAUUAAAGGGAGUGUUUUUUUUUGGGGGGGGGGGGGGGAUCUUCUGUUGUUUUUGAGUGUCAUUGGCAAUUAGUACUACCAAUAUGUUUGCAGAAAACCCCUUUGUUAUUCAUAUGUAAGUUUUUACAAGUAAAAUCUCUAAACUACCCUUCCCUUAUCUCAAUCUUAUCUCCUCGCCCAUUCACUCCCACCAUCCAUUAUCUCUCUUUCGCCGUACUACUUUUAUUCCCACCAUCCAUUAUCCCUCUUCCACUACUUUUUUUUACGCAUCCUUCUCCUUCAAUCCAUGGCCUUCCUCUAUCUCUUUUCACACUCAUCUUCUCCUCAAUUCAAUCGCCCACCGUCAACGCGUGGUUCAUUACUCUUCUCCCCUUUUCUCACCUGAUUAUAAUUUUUGGAUUCCAACCAGAUCUUGAAGAGUUUUGGGUCUUGUGUUCAUGUUAGACUUGAAGAUCUACGGAAUGGGUGAUGAAAUUUCAGAUCUUGAAUGAUGUACUUCUGUUGCCAAUGUUGUUUAAGCUACUACUAUUACUCCGUAUUUUUUUUGCUUCAAUUUUUUGAAAGAAUAUUUUGAUGUAAUUUGGACGAAUGUAAUUUUGAGAGUUGUUCGAGGAUGUUUCUUGUUUGUAUGGUGUAUAUUUGAUGUGUAUAUGAGAGAAGAGGGUGAUGAGCUGGUGUAGGGGCAUUUUUGGAAGGUCAAUG
Cuscuta campestris is the source of this 3017-nucleotide messenger RNA. Lineage: Eukaryota; Viridiplantae; Streptophyta; Magnoliopsida; Solanales; Convolvulaceae. The record is from the annotation of a GenBank genome assembly.